AAUUUAUAGAAGGAGUUUCUCAGUUUAGCGUUAAAGGAGACAAGGAAUCAAAACUUAAAUUUGCUUUUAGGAUUUAUGACAUGGAUAACGAUGGAUUGAUUUCUAHUGGAGAAUUAUUCCAAGUCUUGAAAAUGAUGGUUGGUAAUAAUUUGAAAGAAACACAGCUCCAGCAGAUAGUAGAUAAGACAAUACUAAAUGCUGACAAAGAUGGUGACGGCAAAAUCUGCUUUAGUGAAUUUUGUGCUAUUGUUGGAAACAUGGACGUUCACAAGAAAAUGGUUGUAGAUGUUUGAUUUUGUACAACAGAAGACUCUAGCUCUGUAUUAUUUAUUUAUAGUCUAAUUCCAUCAGGCAAGAACAAGCAAGGACAUGCUGCUUCAAUGUAAGAAUGUGCAUACAGUGCUAUGCAACAUGAAGCGACUACUGCAAUUGUUGCAAAAAAAAGGGGGGGGAGGGAAGGAACUCUUAAGACAGCUACUCAUUCUCUGUAACGUUAUUGUCUUCUGUUUUACUUUGUCUAUAAAAACUCGCCUAUAAAUUCAGAUGCAAAGUAUAAAUCUAAAAUCAAAUUUCAACACAAGCUGAGUUUGUAGGCUAGUUAAAAUGUGAAUGUGUUUUUAUAAGAAUGCAUUCUUUGCGACUUGUACUUGUAUCUYGUAAACAGCUUAUUUCCCAUAA
This is a messenger RNA of Actinia tenebrosa (Australian red waratah sea anemone), 678 nucleotides long. RefSeq names its product calcineurin subunit B type 1. Lineage: Eukaryota; Metazoa; Cnidaria; Anthozoa; Actiniaria; Actiniidae. The record is from RefSeq and is a predicted model, not a curated record. Gene Ontology annotation, molecular function: calcium ion binding.